Molecule: messenger RNA, 1874 nt
Organism: Oreochromis niloticus (Nile tilapia)
Lineage: Eukaryota; Metazoa; Chordata; Actinopteri; Cichliformes; Cichlidae
Exons: 5
Coding region: 21-737 (238 amino acids)
Source: RefSeq, a predicted model, not a curated record
CGGAUCCUAGUCUUGUUACUAUGGGAACGGGAGACUCCUGCUGGCGCGUGCUGAAAUUGGUGGAAAACUUGGCAAAGAAUACCUAUGGGCCGAUAACACCGUGGACCACAGGAGCAUACACCAAAGAUUUAGAACAUUGGGUGAUGCCAGUGAUCCAGAAACCAGCAGCCAAAAUGUUCUUUGAAAAUGCCAACCUGCAGCAACAAGGUCGCCACCAUGAAUUCUUUCUGCGCAGUAGACCCUACAGGGGCGAACCACCAACAGUGGCAGGAUUCCUCCUCUACCCGGACACACCUGCUAAGAUGGAGACCACAUCACGAGAGGCUUUCUGCUUCAGGCCCAUCCCAGACCAAGAUCCAGGCAAAGCAGGCCGUAACACACAACAGGAAUCUCACCAUUCUCCUCCCGCAUCCUCAAGAAAAACAGGAAGAGGAAACAGACGCGAGGACAGAGAAGUGAGAGGGAAUGAGCAAGAAGGCAACCGUGAUCACACGUCAGCAGCAGCAAAAAACGAACAGGAAACAGCCCAGAUGCAGUCUCAGUAUCAGAAAGACUUCCCUCCCCCAUCCUCCUGCCACAGGAGGCGGACACCUGCUUUCCCGCAGCCUGACAACAUUGGCAUCAACCCUGCGUUCAGGAUCAACUUCAGCACGGUCCAAAGAGAGACUUACCCAGGCUGGCCUAUCGUGAACGCCGGGUACGGUGGAAGGCAAAGACCAGCCAAGCAUGACUUCUAAGCGGUAGUGGAAAUCAUCUUGCAUGUUUGCAUACAUGCAUAAUUAAUAUUAAAUGUCAAAGUCAUAUUUAACAAAUGCUUGAAAUUUGUCUUGUCCCAGCAUGUAUUCCCAAUAAUCAUACAGUAAUAAACACAAACCAGUGGAAAAAAGCCUCAGUUUUCAGUGUGUUUGACGUAUUUGUGUUUGCACUAACUUCAUUGUCUCUUCUUAUAAAUAACACUAUAAUUGACAGCUUACUACUCAGAACAUACUUGGAAAUAAAAGUCAGUUCUACUUCUUGUUUUUUCUGGUACAUUAGUCUUACAGAGAAUUACCUUUUAAUGAAAUAAGAGAUUCAUUUCCGGUCCUCUUUCAUAUUGAUGACUUCAGAAAUACUUGUGCACAGUUUAAGAAUCCACCCAGUGACCCAUAACCGAAAGCUGACUGACCUCACUGGGCAGGACCGAGGAUCAGACGGCUGAGUAAGAGUAAGAGCUGAGUAAGCGUUUGAGUCAAAUUCCUGAGUUGCAUGUAUAUGCCUAAAGGAGUAAAUGUGUUUCUUGCACAACACAUCAUUAUCAACUCUGAAAACAGGGGUCACAUGAGGCUACACUGGAAAACUACCCAACUUGGGAAAUCUUAAACGUGUUGCAACACUUUGACAUACAUUAACACCUUAGAUUUCAAAACAAUGAUGAAUUUUAUUGCUUAUGAUAUAAUCUGAUUUACAAUUUUAAAAAAAAAAUGGGGCUGACAAUGUGCUCUUAAACUUAUGCUUUUUUAAAAAAAAAAACCUGCAAUGCAGGUCAAACUCAUUUUACAUUGUGAGUCACAUAUAGCCUUUGACCUUGAGUGGGCCGGACCAGUGAAACUUCCCUUUCUGUCAGUGAAAAGAAGUUUAACUACACAUUUAAUCUCUGGAAUAUCUUAAUAUCAGAAAAAGAAAUGCAGUUUUGUUUGUCUCAGUUUAUCUACAUGAUAAACUACAUGCUGUAAUAAAUGGGAAAAAAGUCUGUUAGGGCUUAAGUUGUAAGAAAUAAAAUUUGAAUUGUAUACGUGGGGUAAUAAUAUUUAUGAUAACUGUAUAAAAAUACAGUUUCGAUUUCCCAAAGCAAUCCAAUUGGACUCUUAAGCAGUGAUUCUGGCUCCUGGUGCUCA